This is a messenger RNA of Daphnia carinata, 5268 nucleotides long. RefSeq lists its product as uncharacterized. The coding region runs from base 233 to 2257 and encodes 674 amino acids. NCBI's taxonomy places the organism in Eukaryota, Metazoa, Arthropoda, Branchiopoda, Diplostraca, Daphniidae. The transcript is spliced from 12 exons. The record is from RefSeq and is a predicted model, not a curated record.
GGAAGACUUGUGUUUUGGAGGUAGAGGAUCUCGAGUCGGUUUGCAUCUUCACGUCCACUGCAAGUACAGUCGACGACGCACUCUUCUUGGUGACCGGACGAAGGACAAUUCAUCUCCUUCCAUUCGAAACUUCCCUUUUCCCUCCUCUGGGCCGAUCGUGCAGUUGUUCAUUAAAAGUGGUCUUUUCACGUUCUGGAUUCGACUGCAUAAAAGCAACCGGGAAACUAUAGCAAUGGCAGGCUACUAUUCUAGUCAACGAGGAUAUGGUGGCUCUUAUGGCCCUUCGUCGUCGUCAUCAUCCUACACAUCGUCACUGCGUAGCAACUACAUGCCGGCGUCGUAUUGGAGCGAUUAUCAUCCUUCUGCAUAUUCGUUCUAUCCGCGCGCAUCCAUCUAUUCGGUGUCGACUCCUCGGCAUCACCGUCCCGCUAAGGUGUACUUCCACCAUCUACCAGGAAUAGGCAAGGCGCAAACGUAUCACGGAUCCAUCCCGAGGAUCGCUCAUCAACGUUUGACACCCUCGGCCCCACCGUCCAUGUUUUCCGUGCCGAUAUCGGCCCAUCGUAUGAGCGCACUCUAUUCGGACGCUGUAGAACCAAUCCUGAUUCAAGUAGUGCCCAAAUAUAAUCCCGCUUCCUAUUUGGAGGAUACGUUCGCAACAUCGAUGCAAGAUAUCCAAGAUGAUAUGCGCAAUUGGCGUUAUGCAGCCUCGACCGUCCUCAAUCGCUACACGCCUGUUAAUAAUUACCACAUGGAACCGUCUCAGUUGGCUGGCCGCAACUCGGCUCGCUAUUUGAGUGGCAGUAGCGACUACGAGAGGGCCAGUUCCAGCUCGUACUUUCGGCCGUCGUCGUUGAGGUCACGCGAUUCAUCCAUGUAUGAAUCGCCUUCCUAUGAUUCGCGUCACUCCAUGUACUUGUCCAGCCGUUCCAGCAGGGACUCCGAUAGCUACAGAACCACCAUCGGCAAAGGUCAUUUGGCAUGCAUUUCCUAUGCAGGACAUUACCCGCAGUCUAAACGCAGCACUCCAAAGUACUCGGAUGAUGACAGCAAAAUCAAAUGCGGAAUCUCUUUCCUGUCUCACUACAUCCGCAGUUCACGACGGGCACACAGUACCGGACCAGUUGUGUACACGACGAGGGAUCAGCGAAUGGCACGAAGGGUUUCGGCGCGGAAACGCAUCAACGAGAAAAGGGAUCCCGAACGCAUCGUGGAUCGUGUGAACAAGAAGGUGGCCCAGGCCAACGAAGAGAUUGCCCGAAUUGCGGCCGAGGAGCGCAAGGCGCAGAUGAUCACCAAAUAUGACGACGAACCGGAAGACGAGGAUCCAUGGGCUUUGCCAGUUGAAACGGAAUCUUCUACUGUUGCGUUUGCCGAUGAAACGCAACCGGAAGACAACUACGCGGCCGAAGUUGAGCCGGAACCGGAGCCCGAACCCGAACCCGAAGAAGAGGUGAAAGAAGUGAAGAAGAAGAAGAAGAAGUCCAAGGUUAAGGAACCAACUCCCGAGCCGGAACCGGAACCCGAACCUGAACCUGAACUUGAUCCCGAGCCUGUUGUCGAAGAGGAAGAAAGUGCUCCAGUGGAAGAAGCACAACCGGAACCCGAGCCCGAACCCGAGCCGGAAGUAGUCGAAGAAGUUGAAAUGCCAGUACCGGAACCCGAGCCCGUGGUUGCCGAACUCGCCGCUGCCGAAGAAAGUGAGCCAGCAGCCGCUCCUGCCGAGCCGGAAGCCGCAGCCGAAGAAACUGCCGCCGCCCCCGAACAAGUUGCAGUCCCCACAGACGACAUCUGGGAAGGCGGAGAAGAUUUCAUCUUUAAUCGGCGGAAGAAUGCAGAAGGUGAGCAGGAGGUGAUAGAAGAACAAACAGCUGUAGUGGCUGAAGAAGAACAAAUACCAGCGGAAGAAGCGAUGGCCGAAGAUGUGGCACCAGAAGAAAUGGCGACCCAAGAAAUGGCGACACAAGAUGUGGCAGUAGAAGAGAUGGCGACACAAGAUGUCGCACCCAUCGAAGAAGCAACACCAGAAGAAAUGUUGGCAGAACCGCAAGAAACGAUCGAACCUGUGGCCGAAUUCACUUGGGGUGACGACGAGGAACCCAUCCGAAGGAAAGCCACAGUGGACGAAGAACAACCGGCGCAAGAAGAAGAAGAAGAAGCUCCGGUUGUUGUAAACGAAGAAGAGGAAGAAACAAACGUUAGCGUUGCUCAACCUCAAGAAGAAGAAGAAGAAGAAGAGGAAGAAGAAGAGGAAUGAAUUCAAUCGAAAUCAUUUGAGGACAUUCAAAAAAAAAGAAGAAAACAGAAAAUCGAUCAAGUAGUUUACGAACGUUCAGCGGCUUUUGUUGAAUACGUUUUUAACUUCCUUUAAGACAAAAAAAAAAAAAAAAAAAAAAAGAAGAAACGCCAUGUGUGUUUUUGUUUUUCCUUGUUUCUCCAGCAGUUUUUUUAUUGGCCAGUUUUCUUCCAAUGGCGCCUAGACGGCCGACUAUCUUAUUUUUCUGUUUUGGCAAGAACCGUAUACAUAUAUCUGCAGACGCACAUUGCACGCAACCAACCAUCACAUUACUACCGUCUCUUAUUGCAUCUUUCUUUUAUAUAAGGUAUAUAUAUAUAUGUACCAUUUUCUUGUUUUUCCUUUUCAUCAUUUCCUUCCCCUUUUUUUUAUGCACAUUUGGCGACUCUGACAUCUAUUUUGUUUGUUUUUUUCACGUCGCUUCAAAAGGUCGUUUUUAUUGUCUUCUAUCUCCCAUCUUGAAUUCUUCCAGCGCACACACACACACACAGAAUGUUUGCCGUCCUCCCCCCCCCCUGCUUUCGUUUCUUUAUUUUUCAUGUUUUGUUUUGUUUUCCCGAACGAUGUGCGAAACGCCAGCCUUUUCCGAACUCUUUGCGCAAAAGGGAGAACAAAGAGAGAGAGAUCAGAUUAUGCACGACCUAGUGUACUAUAUAUGCCAUUGAGGGGCACCAGACACGGACAUUUUCGUGAAUCGGGGACAAUAGACGACGGAGGGAAAGCUGAGAUAUUUUAUUCGUACCUUUUUUUUUUAUUUUUUUAUGUGAUUCCCGAAAGAGCGGCGUGUAGUCGAAAUCAAAUGGCAGAGCAAAUAAAAGGGAAGGCAGGCAAGACUUUUGAUGGGCUCCUGCAUUUCUCCACUAUUUACAACAGAACGAAAAAAAAGAGGGCGAGCCAGAUGACUAUUAAUCAAAAUGGACUCGCCAGACGAUAGAGUACCAGAGACUAGUCAUAGUGUCGGGCAAACGGUUUCAUCCUGAAAAAAGAAAAAACAGCAGGCGGAAUGCCAAAGACGUCAUCGUAGAUGUUUUUCCUUUUUUUUGUUUUCUCCUUUUAUUAGACCCGAACGAGCCAACAGUCGCCGAUAUUAUUAUAUUUGUUGAAAAGAACUGAAGGGGGGAAUAGAAAAAAUUAUGCGGGAUUUAUUUUUUUAUUAUUAUUAUAUUAAGUGUCUGCUGUGCGUUUGACGGAGCAGAAAAAGAGAAAAACAAAUUCCUUUAUUUUGCAGGGCCAUUUAACAAUCAAUAAUAAAAGAAAGGGCGUUUUUUGUUUGUUAGAGGGCUUCUUUUGAGGCCCAUCUCUUGAGGGGCGUGCUAAUAAAGCUCCACGCAACACGUCACUUUUAGUGUCUCGCAUCCCGAUGCCUCCCGAAAAAAUGCGUCUCCGCCUGCGAUAUAACAGCAGACAUUUCAAAAAAAAAAUAAUAAUAUUUCCUAUCGAAUUCAAUCCUACUAAGAGCGUGAUUCUUUUUUUUUUCUAAAAAAAUAGACAGACAUCACGGUGUGUUUGUGCUGCUGCAAUCGACCACUUCAAUCGUAUCAAAUGGUCCCCCUCUUGUUUAUCGAUCAGCGUCAGCAAAGACGCGGGGGGGGGGGGGAGGCCAAAGAGGAUCCUGAACGGAAGUUAUACUAACAUUUUUUCUCAGUCUAUGUCUCAUUCGCUCCCGAUUGAAACGGAAUUGUCUACCUCUCUCUCUCUCCAAUCCUUUUUGUGUGUGUGUGUGUGUGUUAUUAUAUCUAAGAUGCUCGCGAUCGUCCAUCUUGCGUGUGCUAUAGGCUGUGCUCAGUUAUGAAGUCCCGCGGGUUGUCUAUAAGAUAUCCCACAGGACUUGGUAUGCUCGUGUCUGCUGACUAUAUGUUCACAUGUAAAAAAAAAAAGCAGCUAAAAAGUAUGAUGCUAUAACUAAAAUAGACCAUUUCUAAAACUUCCCCCUGCCCUUCCCAAAAAGAAAAGAGAAUUUUCUCUUGUCCACACACACACACACACGGGGUGCUGUUGUUUCAUUCAAUAAGAACGCGCCGUUGUUGUAGAGUUUUCCAUGCCACUGACACAACUUGUGUGUGUGCCGUGUCCAAGGAAAUCUUUGUCAACCUUGGCGUUGCUCCGCUUCGUGGCGGCCUGUAAUAUCCAACGAUGGCGACUUGUACUUCACAAUAUCUAUGCACUCGCAAACACACUAGACUUGUUUGUUUUUUUCAUGCCGUUCCCAGCAACGCUGUACCCGACGUCUCUACGUUAAGGGAAAGACGAAGAAUAGAUUAUUGGAUUCCCAUUUCAAUCGAUUUUAGCAAUCCACUUUUUGUUUAGUUUUUUUUUUUUGUACUUUUCUAUAUCUUCGUGUCCAUUACUCACGACUUAGCAACGGUCUGCUUUUGUUUCCUACACUGGCGGGUGGAGGGAGACUAGUGUCGCCAUUGUUGCUCAAAUGGAGUCGGCCUUUAGAAGUUUGCGUCAUAUAAUAUCUACAACUCCUCCCUCAUAUCCAGACGAAAGAAGGAAAGAAAAAAAGCGAUAUGACUCCAUCCAUUUCUGUCCGCCAUAAACACACAUCGUCUUGCUUCGCCAUCCAGCAGUUCUCCUAACUUUUCUUUCCCCUUCCACCCCCCUUGACUGCUAUCGAAAUCAGCCAAUUAAAAAACAAAAAGACCAUCGUACUAUGGUUUUUUUUUUUUAAAGCAAAGAAACACAAGAAGAGAACCACUAAACGUUCAUACACUACAAUCGAUUUCUGUUUGAUUUUGCCGGACGCUAAAAACACUUGAAACACGCAAAUGAUAUAUUUCACUAAUUCCGCACAUUUUAUCUGAUUUUUUUUUUCGUGUGUGUGUGUGUGUGUUCAUGACUUUACGCAUAUUGUUCGAAAUUUCCACAUUUUAUUUUGUUUGCUGUGUUGCGUGUUAUAUAAACAUUUUCGACAAACCAAACGAAAAAAAAAAACACACACAAAAGAGAUACACACUUUACAGGCGACA